AUGUUUCCUUGCUCCAGUACGUCCACUCCUUUCUCUGUGAAAGACAUCCUAAACCUGGAGCAGAGUCAUGACGACAUGGUCUCUCUGGACAUAUCCUCUCGGAUGGAGUGCUCUCUGCCGACCGCCUCCUGCAUGCUGGCCCGCCUGAAGCAGGAACCUCUCCGCGACGCGUCGUCCGCGGCCGAAGACCUCGGUGCCUCCAGGGCCAGCAGAGGCAGCGCCCUGAGCUGCCCCUCCGCUUUCUAUGGGAAGUCCUUCACGGACAUGGACGUAGUCAGGGACGGCAAGUCGGCCUGCUUCGAGGGCAAAACCCGAAAAGAGGACUUCAUUCCUCCAGCCGAGGCUGUGGAUGACCUAAAAGCCGAGGAUCCGGACCGGCCCAAAUCUCGGAAGCGGAGGAAGCCGCGCGUGCUCUUCUCCCAGGCGCAGGUGUACGAGCUCGAGCGGCGGUUCAAGCAGCAGAAGUACCUUUCCGCCCCCGAGAGAGACCACCUGGCCGGGGUGCUCAAACUCACCCCGACGCAGGUGAAGAUCUGGUUUCAGAACAGAAGGUACAAGUGCAAGCGGCAGAGGCAGGACCAGAGCCUGGAGAUGGUGGGCUUGCCGCCGCCCAGACGCAUUUCCGUACCGGUGCUGGUGCGCGACGGGAAGCCGUGCCUGGCAGACAUGACCACCUGCAGCACGACGUCCUACAACAUGGGCCUCAACCACUUCACUUACAACAAUUACCAGGCUUUCGGUAACUACCCGAGCCCGGGCUGCAACACAAACUACACGUGCAACUAUCCCGCGGCCGCUAUGCAAACUAUUCAAGGACCUUCCAACAACGGCAACUACGUGAACUUUGGGGUAGGGGAGCUGAAUAACGUCCAAAACACGUUUCCCCCCAGUAACGGAGUGUCCUCGAUACAUGGCAUUAGGACGUGGUAA
This is a messenger RNA of Lampris incognitus (smalleye Pacific opah), 930 nucleotides long. It is a transcript of the gene nkx2.5, whose product is annotated as NK2 homeobox 5. Gene Ontology annotation, cellular component: nucleus. The record is from RefSeq and is a predicted model, not a curated record. Gene Ontology annotation, biological process: cell differentiation; regulation of transcription by RNA polymerase II. The transcript is spliced from 2 exons. The coding region runs from base 1 to 930 and encodes 309 amino acids. NCBI's taxonomy places the organism in Eukaryota, Metazoa, Chordata, Actinopteri, Lampriformes, Lampridae. Gene Ontology annotation, molecular function: RNA polymerase II cis-regulatory region sequence-specific DNA binding; DNA-binding transcription factor activity, RNA polymerase II-specific.